Messenger RNA from Acaromyces ingoldii, 3854 nucleotides. RefSeq lists its product as hypothetical. The transcript has 2 exons. Gene Ontology annotation, cellular component: Golgi membrane. Bases 332 to 3727 code for a protein of 1131 amino acids. Lineage: Eukaryota; Fungi; Basidiomycota; Exobasidiomycetes; Exobasidiales; Cryptobasidiaceae. Gene Ontology annotation, biological process: mitotic spindle elongation; vesicle-mediated transport. The record is from RefSeq and is a predicted model, not a curated record.
UCCAUCACUCCCAUCCUCUCCGGCAUCCAAUGAGCCACGCACCGUCCCGCAUCGUGUCGCUUACAACCAUUUCUGAUCCGUCUCGUCGUAAUUGUGGCUGGCCAGAGCGAGACACUUUUCUAUUUUCGGUUUCUAAACCGUAAAAAAGAGGAAAAAAAAAAAGAAAGGGAGGGCGAGAGAAGUGCCGGCCGCGCGCCUUUGCAUCAUCGAGGCGAUUAAGAACUGUCGACCCGCGGCCAGGCCUGUCUCGGGCUCUCUUCGUUCCACUCUCUCGCGCAAGUCCAAGCGGUAACGUCUUGCCUCCAGAACGUCGCCUCCGACCUGUGCAACGAUGGCGACGACGGGGAGAACCAACGAGGGCGCAGCGGGACUGGCCUCGCCAAAGGACGACACGAAGGGUCUGGGCCGAUCGGCAAGCCACGGCAAUACCAGCGGAGGCCGCCGUCGCGCUGGCGGUGCUGGGGAAGGUGGUAGUCUCGAUGACGCCAAUGGCAGUGUGGUUGACGCUCACCCUGUUGCCCUGGGGGCGAAUUCUGACUCGCCAAAGCCAUCGUCAUCGUUAGGACUCGGUAUGCCGCUUCGACACCACCAAAUUCAGCAAAGCGCGACUACGCCUAUUUUUGAACUUCAGCAAGACCCUCUCGUUUCUGGAUCUUUGCACUCCUCGCCCUCUCAUCCGUCCAACGCAAGCAGUGUGACCAGCUUCGUAGAUAGCACCAAAAGACAAGAACCGUACAAAGGCUCGUCAACGUUGUCGAGGGCAGCUGCCACGCCCUCACCCAUCGACACGAAAUUGGCUGGGAGGAUGGUGAAGAGAGGGAGUCUCAAAGAGGGAGAAAGGCGACCAAUUAGUCCCCACAUAACCUCUGCAACACCGACGGCAGCACGUCAUUCAAUGACCGCAUCCUCGCCUUCGCAGUCCAAUAGCGAGCGCAGGUCGUCGGCGGCGCCUAAUCUAAGCGACACCCCGCCAAAUCGACAAAACAGUCUCAGCCGAGUGGCAGCACACGCGGCGCAAAGUCUCAUCGAUGCUGUGUCGGGCGUAGGAGGCAGAAGCACGCCGCCGGCGAACGCUGGAUAUCCCUAUCGACCGGACUCGGCGAGCGCAGUUAGCAGGAGACAUGUGGCAUCUCCCGAGGCGAUGGGGUCAGCACAUGUGCUUUUCGAUGGGACCGGGGAGGACGAGUACUACGACGACGAAAGUGGAAAAGGUCACCGAUUCCCUGUGCCACCAGCCCCGCCCCGGAGGUCUAGCGCUGGUCCCUCAUCGGGCAGAUGGACGCCCACGAUACUCACGGGGCUUGCAUCGAGGAGAGCAGAUGGCGCAGGUUUUUCCCCCGUCAAUCUCUUUCACAGCAGCCACCAGAGCCCCCAACACCAUCAGCGUCAUCACAUCAUUGACCAGUCUCCGAGGUUCAAGGGCUUGGUCAUCGAGCCAGAGGAGAUCGAGGAGGAGGAGGAAGCUGCAGGUGCAGCGAAUGCGGCAGCAGCAGCAUCAGCAGCAGCAGCAGCGUCUGCAACUGCCGCAACAAGCGCACCUACAGUACCGUCAACGAUGACCGAUGGGCGCAAGACGCCGGCCCACUAUCGCCCUCAGUCUUCGUCGAAUGCAAAAGGCAGCUAUUAUCCACCUGCUCCUCAAAAUUCCUCAAAUUACCGGACAGUGAGCCACCCACUCUCGCACGCACACACCAUGUCGACAUCUUCGACCAGCAACUCGUCUCACUCCAUCCACAUGAAUUCUCCUCCGCGCAUGUCCAUGUCGACCAACGCAUCGCAUUCGAGGCAUGCAAGCUUCCAACCUUCGCCGGUUCUACUAGCCUCAAAUCCAGCAACAGCCACAUCGUCGCCACUUAUCGUGCCGCAGGCGAGACGAGGUGCUAUGAAUCUUAAGAAACCAAGGCGAAGACAGGGACAGCGUUCAAGAAGGGCGCGGUCCUCGCUCGGUGCGUCCAAGCCCAUUUCAAUUCCGGCGUACAAGCAAGUCUUUCGCGUUGCCAAGGCAAUUUGCUUCGCCAUCGCUCAUCCGAUGCAAUCUGCUCGGCAUGUUGCUGCUACUGGUGCGUCGACUCUUCGCGAAAUCGACGACGCUUUUCGGGACCCAAGGACAGGAGCGAGGGUCUGGCGGCCUGCGUGGCUAAGCGCAUAUGUCCCACUCCUCAUCUGGCUCGUUGUCAGUUUGGGUAGCACGUUCACAGUUCUGAUCUGGCAUACGCAAGUCUUUCGAGCUCUUGACAAUCUCUCGACUCAUCUUCAGGAGCUAGGAGCGAAGGGACGUGUGAUUCUGGGCGCCCUCAUCUUCAUCACGACAUUUCCCCCGCUUCCCCUCUACUCGACGCUCAUCGUCCUGUGUGGCUUCAGUUUCGGUCUCGUUCAGGGCUUCAUCAUCAGCUACAUUGCUGCUCUAACGGGCGCCAUUGUGGUUUUUCUCCUGAGCCGAAGCCUGUUGCGCGGAUGGAUGCUGGGCCUUCUCAACCAGAGUGGCGGUCUCAAGAAGGUGGUCAGAGCCAUCGAAAAACGUCCCAAACUCCUCUUCCUCGUCCGCUUGGCGCCGUACCCAUACAAUCUUAUGAAUACGCUCUUGGCCAGCUCGCCCACGUUAACGCUCAAGACGUACACGCUCUGCACCGCUCUCGCCUUGCCCAAACUUCUGGUGCAUUGCGGAUUAGGGACCACGAUCAAGAACUUUGCCGCCUACAACGGUGCUGGUGGAGGAUCUCGAACAGGAUCUUCCAACAGUACCAUUGGGUCCAACAAGGAAGACUUGCCGAACAGUGAUCUAUUGUCAUCGCCAUCCAACGUGACCACAGGCAUCCCUGACGACGCAUCGGCUUCCGAGAUGGCCGAGGUCAUCAAGCACGUUGCCGGCUUCCUCGGCGUAGGGCUCUGCGUUGGUAUUUUUAUUUAUCUGUUUACUAUCGCGAGGCGUGCUGUCGACGAGGAGCUCGACGAAGACGACGAUGGACAAGAGUACGACUUAGUUCUUUCGGAAGAGGAGGAGGAAGAUGGUGUUGAAGGCCGGGGAGGUGACGAGGACGACGAGGACGAACUGGAUGCCGACAGCCUCUCGAUCGGAGGCUAUCACGAUCAGGACGGUGCUAGAAAGGACAGCGGAGGUUCUAGUACAGAUCUUGACGAGCGCAACAACCGUCACUACCGCAUCUCCAUGUCGGAAAAUGCGCCCUCUUCGGUGUCGUCGCCUGUAAUGCGCUGCGGCGGUGGCACCCGAUUAGCUGCUCCCCCGAGCCAACUUCAAAGUCGUCCUCAUCACGAAGUCCACAACCACCGACACCAUCCGAGGUACCCGUCGGACGGAACCACGCCCAAUUACGUCGCUCCCGUGCCGGGGACCACCUACUUUUCGAGCACCAAUCACACCCCGGGCUUCUUUGCCUACGAGAGCAAGAACGACAAAGCGAACGGCGGUGCAGUAGCUGGCGACACCAGUGUCGUAUCGCUUGCCGACAGCAUAGCCGAGAUGGAGAAGCAGGUCGAAUGCUCGUCAGACGAGGACGAGACGGAAGGAGAUGGAAGAAAGGGUUCGGGACGGAACAAUAGCAAGCGUCAAGGACGGCAUGGGCGAGCCGAAGAAGAGGAAAACGAGGAAGACGAAGACGAGGAUGAGAAGAAAUCGUUUCUGGCCCAUUCCAGGAUGUCCAGAAGGAGCCAAGGCGGGCUCGAGGAGGAAUGGGCCUUUGACACCCAACGAGACCCCUCGCGACGGUAGAAAAGGCAGAGAAGGCGCCAACAGCGAGCAAAGCAAGAAAAGACAAAAAAAGAAACACAGCAGAGGUUCCGUUUUCCCUUGUCACUUUACAAUACCUCUUCUCUCAUCAAUGCGAAAGGCUCCCCCU